UCGGCUGCAGCUAUAUUCCGUUGUAUGAAGCAAUAUGCAACGUGAUUAUGCAGGUUACCGUCUUCAAUGAUAGAUGUCUGGAUUAAUCCUCCUUUCAGCUACAAGGAAUCCUCAACCUCAGGGUCAGCCAAUUCGUCCUGGUUACACCAUCUGGAUUUCUCGCCUUUCACCCUACCCGAGGCCAGUUCCUUCUGAGGUCAUGGAUGGCUAUCGCCGCUUUCAGCUGUCUCACAUCGCCUAGCUCUGGACCAGCUCUGUUCUCCUGACCUUCCUGAGCAUUCUUUUCUGCUGUCCCAUAUUGUGAGGAAACCUCCCAAUAGCACUUCCUCCUCCCAAACUCCUUUGGCUGACUUCAUGGACCAGCGAACUCAAACUGAUGGCUGUCCUCGUGCUGAACCUUGCUGCCCUGAGCUUGAAACUCCCGUCUCUCCUCCACGUCCUUCAUCACCUCCUCUCGCCUGCAUUCGCCCUCUCUCUCCUGCAUUGGCUUCCUCUGACUCUGAAACUGGAUCUCCAGUUUACAUCCCCUCUUCUCCCUCUCCUAGGCCUGGUUCUCCAGAUUACACUCCAACUUCUCCUAGGCCUGAUAGUACUGUGCUUUAUUACUUUUACUAAGUUUUAUAACUACAAAAAACUCCUUUUCUUACUCAUGACUUAUGAGUGGUUAUUUAUAUAUGUAACUUGUAUAUUGCCUUAAACUAUUAUGACAUCAGGGGUCUAUUCCCAUGUGUCUUAUGACACCAAUCAUAAUCCUUCAUAUUACUUUACUUCUGGGUAUAAUGUAUAAUGUAUAAUUAUAUAAUGUAAUAUAAAUAUAUAUAAUAUAAUGUAUAUGCUAUUAGAGACGAAUUUCUUUACACAGAUUUUUCACAACACCCGUCGUUAUAAGGACGCUUACCAGAGGAUGGAGAACUGUCAAAAUAAUAGCAAAAGACACCGGAAAAAUUUUGUAUGGCUGGGGAGAAAAACUUUGGGACUUAAUAGAGACAAUUUGAGGCAUAAUCAUGAAGUGGUGGUGGAUAAUCGUUGCAAUUGUAGGACCUAUAAUAAUCUUAAUAAUAGCAGUGAAAUGUAUUUAAUGUUGGAUACAAUGUGCAAGGUGUCUGUGAAUUUUCAGCUCACGGAAAUCACGAAGACAUGGGAGUGGAGCGGAAGAGCGAAGAAGACUACUGACAUCGGGUGGUGUGGAGAUGUGGACCCGUUAAUAGGAGACUAUGUAGUGGUGGAGCUCAAUGGCGAGAUGUCACUACGGAGGGAACCAUGGGACAUACUCCGGGCAAUUGUGGACGGGACUGGGCAUUUAGGUGGCAAGCUGGUCACCAGGAUGUGGGUAACUGAAACACCAGAAUGGAAAUAUAAUCCGCAAGAUCCAAUUUAUCAUGCUCAAAUUUCUUUUAGUAAUCGGAAAGUACGGAUACAUAAAGAUUUGGACCCAUCACUAGAUGAGAUAGCGCUUUUGUUUCUUUGCUUUUGUUUCUUAUAAAGUCUACAUGCUUGCAUCACAAAGGACAGUUGAUUUAGGACAAAAAAAAACCCCAAAAACUACUACCUACUAAAUUUGAAGCUGAAGUGGUCAAUUAAAAAAAAAUGCAGUCGUAUUUGUAUAAUGCAGAGGUAUGCAGUUCUUUUGUGCUAUGCCAAUGACUCCAAAAGGGGGUGUGAAUAGAAAUGUUAGGAGUGGAGUAACUGCCAUAUCACAUGUAACUGCCAUACAACGUGCACAUGGUUAUCCUUAUGUGACAAUCUCAUCCAAGACUAUAAAGAAACAAAGAUAAAUUAAUGCAGCAAAAAGAGAGAAAGGAAUAAAAGACAACAAAGACAGAGAGCAAGGAAAAAGGAAGCUGUGGAAAAUAAACUAAAAGAAAUGGGGAAAUUGUUAUAUGACAUAAAGAAAUUGAAUAUAUCUGAUUAAAACUGUAAAGGAAAAGAUCUAGAAGGAACCUGAUUCAACAGAAAGAGGAACAGACACUGUACCUAGACAGUUGGAUCAAGACCCAUCAUCUUGCUGAAAGAAGAUUAUUGUUUUCUUUUCCAUUUUAUAGAAUGAUAAGUUUCCUUUACCUUUUAUAUGAAUUUUCUUUUUCAUUUUUUUAGUUUAAUUUACCCUUAUAUGAAUUUAUGUAACCAUUGUGAGAUUAAGAAAUGAUAUAACAUUAAUUAGUAUGUUUAGAUAUUAAGACAGAAAGUAACAGUGAAAGCUUAAAAGGAAAUCACAAGGUUUUGUGUCAGCAGAAUAAGAACACACAGUCAGCCGUGCAUCUUAGGGGACUUCUCAGGUUGUUUUCCAAAAGUAUGACAGUUAUGACAUCAUACUAACAAAAUAGAAUAAAUAGGGCUUUAGAACGAGUUAUCAGUGUGCAUUCACCUUGAGGCAAGCUCAUUGUGUUAUACUUUGUUAUUGCUUAUAGAAAGUGCAUCAGGAGAACAAAUGCAGGCUUACACUUGGAGAGUGUUUCUUGGUUUGUUUUAUCUUUGCAUUUUACUUAUUUCUACUUACGCUAGAAUCGUUUGACUAUUUGAAGGAAAUUUUGUUCGUAAUUUUCUUUUACCUUACAUAUAUUACACACCUAUUUGUAUUACACUAUUUUUAAUAAAAACAAGUCCUCCCAUUGUGAAGAUCUUGAAAAGACAAAAAGGUCUAAGUCUGACUCCUUCAUCUAAAGAUUCAAUCAAUAGAAUAGGUAGAAGAACUUGAAGCAGAACCUUUGUUAGAAGACCGAGGGACUUCGAAGGAUACCUGCGUUCAAGUCAUGGGUUCCUGCUGCAUGCUAUUAGGUGCCUGGGGAGAAUCAUCUCCAGUCAUGACGGAUGAAUGUGGCAGUGACUCCUUCAUUCCAGUCGAUUCCAAAUGCCUGGAAAUAGCUGCCCUGGGAAGACCUCUGUAUCCUGGCAUAUUGUAUGAUUGCCGGAGUGACUCCUUUAUUCCAGGUGUUACUUUAUGGGAUAAAAAUGCAUUGAGUGAUGACCUUGAUGUUCAUCAGAAGCCUAAAGCUCAUCUGAAAUUUGCUGCCUCUGAUAGUCUCAGUGAUAAGGCAAACCUUCUAGAUAUAAACGCUUCCCUUAAAGCCAGUUUUCUAAGUGGAUUGGUGGAGGUUGGAGGAUCGGCCAAGUACCUGCAAGAUACCAGAUCUUCAGCAUGUCAGUCCAGAGUUACUAUGCAGUACAGCCAGACAACAACAUUUGAACAGUUCACUAUGAAGGAGCUCGGUAAUAUCACCUACCCACAAGUAUUUGACCAGAAAACAGCCACUCAUGUAGUUACAGCUGUACUGUAUGGAGCUCAGGUUUUCAUGGUGUUUGAUUAUACAAGUGCAGAAAAUGAGAACAAACAGGAAAUUGAAGGAAACCUUCAUGCAGUGGUCAAGAAGAUCCCUACCAUUUCCAUUGAGGGGCAAGCAUCCCUUAACAUGACUGAAGAUGAAAAAAAAAUGGCUGAGAAUAUUAGCAUCACAUUUUAUGGUGACUUUAAACUUGAAGAAAACCCCACCACAUAUAAGGAAGCCCUGAAAGUGUUCAAGAAAGUGCCUGCUUUGCUGGAACAACAAGGUAAAGGUGUGCCUCUGACAGUGUGGCUGUAUCCUCUCAAUCUUUUGGAUGAUAAGGCUGCAAGGUUGGUGAGAGAAAUUGAUAUGAGCCUGUUGUGUGAAACAGAAAGUUUGCUGGAGGAACUCAGUGAAAAGGAGAGAAUAUGCAAUGAUUUGUUGAAAAGACAAAUAACCGAUGAUUUCCCUGAUCUAAAAUCCAGGUUGCUAAAGUUUCAGGAAUUAUACAGAAAUUAUACAAAUUUAUUAAAGAAGGCACUGUGCAGAGUGCUGCCAGCUAUUCGUGGUGGGACACAAGAGGACAAGACACUGGGGGACAUCCUGAACAUACAUUACACAUCACCCUUCAAUGUUAGCAACAUGAACAAAUGGUUAGAUAACAUUACAACUGAAUUAAAUAUCCUGAGCUCCUAUGCAGUUGGGUUGAAGGACAUCACAGUUGUGAAAUCAUCAGCGUCACUCAAUUCUAUUUGCCUUCAUCCUGAUGUUGAUGUGGUGGUAUGUUUGUCAUUUACAUCUCUAAUGCGUGAUGACUCCUACCUAGCAGCUCUACAGGACUUUAACAAAUCUGAAGAAUUUAAAAUGUUGGGGCAAACAAGUGAGAGAGUUUCCAUUCUCCAACCAGCACAGCCUUGGUUCACUUCUCCUGACAUUUCUGCAAGGAUGAGGCAGAAUCUUUCUCUCUUUACCUCUUUUUUAAAGGCCAAUAAAAAUGAGAAGAGAAUCAAAUUAGUCAUUGCCUCCAUAUCUGAUCCCAGCAAUCCAGGAACCUCCAUCCGACUUUAUCAGAAAGGUUCUCUGACAGAUCCUAAGUUCCAGCCUGUAUCCAAACCUCCCAAACCUGUAGUGGAGACCAGUGAUGGGAAAGUCACCCUGAAGCUUUCAAAAUCCCCAACUGGAGAGACUGUACACUUCAGAGUUGAGUACAGGAUGAUACCUUCAAAUGAUUCAGCAGCUGAUGUUGAGGAAUGGACAGUCAUAGACACCUCAAAUGCACAGAAAACCUUCACAUUGACUGGAAUAAAGCCAACAGAACAAUACUGGGUCCGAUACAGAGCUGUUAGUGAUGUGGGAGUGAGUGAAGCAAGCGACUCUGUCCAAUUCACCAUUAUUGGAAAGCUCACUGUGACAGAAGACCAAUGGAACUUUUCCAUAUCCUGCCUCAUUAACAAUCUAAGGACUAAAAUAAUGAACAGUCCUUCUGAUGUACCUAGUCCAGUCUGCAACCCAAGCAAAUCAUAUUUGGGAUCAGUCCCUGGAGGCUUGAGACCUGGUGUGGCUUUGUUCUUUCAAGGGAAAGUUCCAUCAGAUUGUGAUCGCUUUGCAAUAAAUUUGCAGACUGGACCGAAGUACCGUCAUGAUGUUGCUUUCCACUUCAACCCCCGUAUGUCCAAUGUGGUCCUUAACAGCUGCAGCAAUGGGAAAUGGGGGAAUGAAGAGUGCCAACCAGCAUGCCCAUUUGUCCCUGGAGCAGCUUUUGAUAUCAUCAUGCUUAUUAACUCCGAAUGCUAUGAGGUGCUCGUGAAUGGCAAGAAAUACUGCACGUUCAAGCACCGUAGACAGUUGGACACAGUGACUGCAAUUUGUAUUGAUGGAAACAUCUUCAUGAACACCAUUGCCAUUAUUAAAGUGGAUGAUGUUAAUCUGAAUGUCAGCGUCUCCAGUCCUGGCAACAUUUGAGGAUUCAAAUCUUCUCCAUUACCAAUGACAUUUAUUUUGGUAUAUUUCUGAUUAGUUAUAUCAGAUUUGCAAUAGAUGGGUCUGAUUUGUCUUUUUAUUACUCGGUAAUUUGUUAAAUCAGCAACUACUGAGCAAGCUUUACUUUACUUUACUUUCUUUCUUUCUUUCUUUCUUUCUUUCUUUCUUUCUUUAUUUAUUUAUUUAUUUAUUUAUUUCAGUCUUUGUUGUUUAUUAGUGUUAGAAAUGCAUACUAUAUUUUCUUUACUAUACUUUUUGUACCUACAGUCAAUGAUACAGGUCAUUUGCAAUAUCUAGAUAGAUAAGUACUUUAUUAAUUCCCCCUGAGGAAAGUGGCAGCCGAACCAUACAAUAUAAAGGAUAAAAUAUAUAGAAUUACAGUAGAUACAAUAGAUACAAAAAUAACACUGUACAAAACUACACAGAAUAUACACAAAAAAUAUAUUCAUACUAACACAAAAUGUACCCAAUAUAUAAACAGAUGCAUGUUAUGUAUGAAUUGUCCUUCAGUUUUAAUGGAAUGAAUGUGUCAAUGUAGUUCACUAAAAAACUAAAAAGUUCAGAGCAGUUGUGUGUUAAAGGCCUUGUGUGAAAGCAUGUGUUCAGUUAUUAUACCGAGAAUUGACUGCAUUUAGUCUUAUUAGGCAUGUGACAUUUGUUUGUUUGUUACUUUAUUUUCUUGGGAAAUAUAUAUAUUAAUCAUGUGUCAUAUAAAUACAGAUUUAUGGCUUCAUCAAAUGUAUAAUAAUAUAUAAAAUGAAUAGGGAGAGAGCAAAUAAAAUAUGUGAUCAAAGGAGCACAAUUCAGACCUAAAUGUAAUUUUGAGUUAUCAUUUCAUCUACCAGCAUGUUUUUGGAGGUAGAGGAAAUCAGAGAACCAAGAGCCACCCAUAUGAACUUACAACCACCCGGAGACUCAUCACAGGAAUACAUUCGGGUACACUGAUGUUGUGUUGUAGUAUUGUAGUGGCCAAGUAUGCAAGUACAAAGAAUUUUGUGGUCCCAACAUUUGUCCAGUUAAUGCUAUUGCUGUUGUUUCCUGAGAGUCCUCGUUACUUACUGAUUGAGAAACACAACAUUCAUGAAACUCUUAAUGGUAAUUUUAUUAUUUAUUCACAAUAUAAUAUUUGAGAAGAGUUUUCUGGCAAUGCCCUGAAACUACUUUGUUGAAGUAAGAGUCAACGCAAGUGUUUCCUAAUAUGCAUAUCUGCAAAUAUACAAAAGAAUAGAAAUGCUAAAAUAAAUUCUAUG
Molecule: messenger RNA, 6490 nt
Organism: Tachysurus fulvidraco (yellow catfish)
Lineage: Eukaryota; Metazoa; Chordata; Actinopteri; Siluriformes; Bagridae
Product: cytolytic toxin-alpha-like
Exons: 13
Coding region: 2751-5222 (823 amino acids)
Molecular function (GO): carbohydrate binding; protein binding
Source: RefSeq, a predicted model, not a curated record